ACAAGAGUCGGUGCAUUUUGCCCGGAGUCCCGUUAUUCGCACCGGUGGUAGCUGAUGAUGGAAGCUGUCUGCAAAGGCUGCCGACAAGUUCUUAUUUACGCCAUUAGGGGGCAAAAGUUCCCCACCUGUCUUCUGUCCAACAUCACUCUGCUGCGCGAAGAGAUGAUGUCACUUCCGUGGGAGCAAACGGAAAGGGGAAACAUGGCGACGAAACAACGUGGGAAAGGCGCCUCUUUGGUGAAAAAGGCAGAAAAUAAAAAAGGUGCCCAUGAUUUCAACUUGGCGCUGGAUUCUAGCGACGACGAGGCUCCGGAGGAAGUAACUUUUGAGGACUCGAAGGCCCGGGCCGUGGAGAGCCUGAAGCUGGCGCUGGACACCGCCAGAAGAGAGAAGGAGCUGCUGAAGGAGAAAAGGAGGAAGAGACAAGAGCUUUUCCAGGAACAGAAGAAGAAGAAACUCCUCUCAGCCGAUGUGUUGGAGGAAAUUGACUCGGUUCCUUCAAAGAAACAGAAACAGGCUGAGGAUAAAGAUGAAGAGGAAGAGAAGAAGAAGAGGAAGACAAAGAAACCCACAGGAGUGAGAAACCUGAAGGGGAGCUACACGGUUUCCACGGUGACAAAUCAAGGGCAGAGCGACUACCAGCGGCAGGCGGCGGAGGAUUUCAUCCAGUCCAGAUUGUACGGACCGGGAAGCUGCAGGAGCUCCAAUAACGAGAUGCUGUCCCUGCAGAACAAGACCAGGGCGGAUAAGAGUGCAGCCGUGCAGUUUGUUAAAAAGGACUGGGCCUGUAAGGAGAAAGCUAAAGCAGAGAAGCUGAAGAAGAGGUGGAUCCACAAGCAGCAGAUUCCCACCAGCUGACCGGAACGUCGGGAUUGAAACCACUGCAGCCGCCGCGAGUCAUCCAACAUGGCCACCACGAGUCAUCCAACAUGGCCACCGCGAGUCAUCCAACAUGGCCACAGCGAGUCAUCCAACAUGGCCGCCACGAGUCAUCCAACAUGGCCGCCACGAGUCAUCCAACAUGGCCGCCGACAGAAAUCUGGAGGAAGAAUCUCCUGGAGCUUCUUCACCUGAACUGAAAGUUUCAGAAAAACAAACCUGGAUGGACUUUAAGCCUCGUUUCAGGAGAAAUGCUCUAAUGGUUCUGCUUAUGAUAUGUAAAUAUUUUUUAAUAAAGGUGAAGUUAUACUUUAUAAAAAUCAAAUAUUUAAUUGAAGGAAAAUAUUUAUUGUCCUCGCUGGUCGGUGCUUUACAUAUUCCUGCUGUUACUACAAACCACCGUAAUCUAAUAUUUCAAACUUAUUGCUUUCAAUAUUCCAGGGGUAUGAAUAAUUUUGGACUCAACUCCAUCUUUGUUUUUUCAUUCCAGUAUUGAUUCAUACAAUUGAUGGUUAGCGUGUUGCAAUAAUCCGUUAA
This is a messenger RNA of Gambusia affinis (western mosquitofish), 1416 nucleotides long. RefSeq names its product nucleolar protein 7 (gene nol7). Bases 55 to 858 code for a protein of 267 amino acids. Gene Ontology annotation, cellular component: nucleus. Gene Ontology annotation, molecular function: RNA binding. The transcript has 9 exons. The record is from RefSeq and is a predicted model, not a curated record. NCBI's taxonomy places the organism in Eukaryota, Metazoa, Chordata, Actinopteri, Cyprinodontiformes, Poeciliidae.